AUGGGCAGUGAGCAAUCCAAGGGAUUGGACGAAUCCAAGGCGGACACCGCCAAGACUGAAGCGACGGAAGACACGGGUGGAGACGAAGGGAUUCCCUUGACUGGGCUUCGCCUUUCCUACCUCGAAGAGUUUAUAGAGGCAUGCGGUGGUAAGAGUGAGCUAGAAGGCCUGACGACAACCGAUGUCUGCAACAAGUUUGUCAAGCCUUGGACAGAAGAUACCAAGACAUCAUUCUGCGAAUAUCUGGAGCUUCAGAACCAUCCCGCCGUGGGCAAGGCGAACGUCUUUAUUUCUCAUGCAUGGCAAUGCCAAUUCCUGGAUGUCAUGGAUGCGAUUGUCACACACAUGAAAGAAAGAUCCAGUAAAGAAAACAAGGAUCCCAUUAUCUGGUUCUGCCUCUUCUGUAACAAUCAGCACAAACUAGAUGUUCUGGAUUUUGAAUGGUUCCACAAGACCUUCCAAACUGCCGUGGCCAAGAUUGGGCAUACUGUCAUGGUCAUGAGCCCCUGGAAUGAUCCUCUUCCCUUCACACGAGCCUGGUGCAUUUGGGAAGUUUAUUCCACUGCAGCGCAGGGCUGUACCUUUGAGAUUGCCAUGAGCGAACAAGAUCGCCUUCAGUUUGUCAAUGACGUUGCUAAUGACACAGAGGGGGCCAUGAAAAAGAUGCUAGCAACCGUAAGGGCUGAAAAGAGCCAGUGUUAUAAAACCGAAGAUCGUGAGAAGAUCUUCCAAGUCAUUGAAAAGACUAUCGGGUUUGCCAAGAUCAACGCCAUGGUCUUUGAGCAGUAUCGUUCUUGGGCUAUUCGAGUCUCCACAGAAACCAUGCUACAGUCCAUUGCAACCCUCGGGCUGAUGUAUCAGGGACAAGGGAAAUACGACGAUGCCGAGGAAUGCUUGAAAGAGUGCGCCACGAAAGCUGUCCAAAAGCUCGGGAAGAACCACCCGAGAACGCUUCACUAUGUCGAUAAGCUGGCCAAUGUGUGUAUGGAUUUGGGCCGCUACGACCAAUCCAAGCGGCUCGUACACAAGUGCCUGCAACGGAGGAAAGCAACUCUGGGAGAAGAUCAUGUGGGCACGGUGCGUUCCAUGGACACGUUGGCGCGUUGGUGUUGCGCGAACGGGAGGGAUAAACAAGCACAUGAUCUCCUGCACCAGUGCGUGGGCAAACGGCGCAAGCUACUAGGGGAGGACCAUCCGGAUACCCUAUCCUCAUUGAACAGACUGGGCACGCUAUACAUGCAAAGAAAGCAAUAUGAACAUGCCAAGGUUCAUCUCGAAAAGUGUCUGGAAAGCCGGGUGGAGGUUUUAGGAGAGGGCCACCCAGAUACCUUGACUUCACUCAACAACUUGGCGAUCUUGUACAUGCGACAAGAAGAGUAUGGCAAGGCCCAAAUGCUGCUAGAAAAGUGCUUAAUGAAAAGGAAAGAGAUGCUGGGAGAAUAUCAUCCUGAUACGCUGACACUGAUGAACAACGUGGCGUCGCUUGAAAGGAAGCAGGGGGACUACGAGAAGGCAUCUCAGCUAUUGACCGAAUGCUGUAAAAAACGAAAGGAGGUUCUCGGAGCCAACCAUCCAGAUACACUGGCAGCUAUUGACAAUCUGGAGUUUCUUGCUCACCGUCAGGCAAUGGACGAAGGUGGCAGCAUCGGAUCAUCAACGCUGCUGAGCAGCGUCGAUAUGGGUUUGGACGACGUUUCUUGUCACUCCAGGACAUCAAGAUCUUCUCGCUCGAGGGCAUCACGAUCCUCGCACUCAACAAAACGAUCGCAAAAGUCCUCACAAAGCAAACGGUCACAGAGGCCUCCAAGGCGACGCCAAAAGGAAGAACCUGAUUGCAACGAAAGCGUUCCGUCCGAUAUUCAAUUCACCACCAUACAGCCUUCAACGGAACCACAGAACAGGGAGGACAAACAAAAAUCAAAUGCGGCUGGAUCGAAGAAGACACCCCCGGCACUCGCAGAACAGGCAGGGGAAGUUGAUCCAAGAUCGACGUCGUCUUCAUUCAAGGAUUCCCAGGCGAACGACUUGAGGGACACUCGUGCCGCCAUCACACAACCAGAGGAAACCGAAACUAGACAGUCAGGUAUUGCAGCCACAAACAACACGACCCCUACAAUUACGCAGCAAACAGAGGAUUUAGAAUUGAAGCAAACGACUUCUGUCACUAGCACACCACUAAAACACAUCGGAAGGACACAUGCGGCCGUAUCUCUUGACUUGGCAGCAUGCCCGGAGAGCACCCAGAAGAACGAAAUAGAGCCUCUACAGCGAGAGCUUGAAUCAUACAAGGUGCACAUAAUCAAGCUGAAUGAGAUUGUGCGCGAACUGCAGUUUGAUCUGUCGCAACAACUAGAGUUGCAGCAUGCUCAAGUCAACCAACUGAGAGAGAUGAUCCAGCCACUACAAAGCAAACGGAAUCUCCGCAAGCGGUCGCGACACAAAGAGAUGCCGUUAAAUGGAUUGCUGGAUGAUUCUGAGUUUGAAUGGGAUUCAGGCGAUAUCAACCAAGAAUGGAGUGAGGACGACACGCAGGUUGGGUCCACGAGAACUGCGAGACUGCAAAACGGAGCCCCGUCGGUGGCCAACGAAGAAGCUGACGACGAGACCUUUUUAGACGAAGGAGCGAGUGUGUAUCAAAAAGGCAGCAAAGCCAGCGAAUAUGAAGCGUCCUCAAAUGGUGAUCCGCAUGUGCUAUAUGAAGUAAAGGAGCAAGUGGUAGCUGAUCCUUAUAAAGAAAAAGGAACUUAUACUGGCACUAUGUCCAGGGCUACUGGUUUUCCACAUGGCAAGGGUCGCCUGGAUUAUCCAGAUGGGAGGUGGUAUGAAGGCGACUGGAAGCAUGGAAGAUGGACUGGAAGAGGCAGACUCGGCAAUGCCGAUGGAGAUCUCUAUGAAGGGGAGCUCCGAAACGAUCACAAGCACGGCAUGGGAACAAUGCGCUUUGCGGAUGGACGCGUCUUUGAGGGGGAGUACAUAAGGGGGCAGAUGUUUGAGGGGACAAUGACUUAUGCGGAUGGGUCCACUUAUGAAGGCAGCUGGGUCGAUGGUAUGAGGCAUGGUAGAGGGGUUUGCGUCUUCACCGAUGGUGGUACUUAUAAAGGUGUAUUUAAGGAAGGGGAGUUCGACGGGCAAGGCAAAAUGAUGUGGGCUGAUGGUGGUUGGUUUGAAGGUCAAUGGCGAAAUGGACAAAUGCACGGAAAAGGCAAAGAGAUCAGGCCUGAUGGCACAUUGAGACACGAGGGCGAAUGGUGGAAGAAUAUGCCUGUCCGUAUUGUGGAGCAACUCGGCUUGGAUGACAUGACAUACACCGGAAGUGCUUCAAGGGAAUCGAAAAGGGCUGCUUGGAAUAAACCUCAUGGCGAAGGUCGGUCCGUCUAUCUGGAUGGCCGUGUGUUUGAAGGGGAAUUUAACGACGGGAAACUACUGCAAGGGAGGAUGACAUACAAAGAUGCAUCAUACUAUGAUGGAGAAUGGUCUGAUAACAAGAUGCAUGGUACAGGAACACGUGUGUUUUCGGACGGCACCACCUAUAAAGGGGAAUUUCAGAAUGGGAAGAGACAUGGCAAGGGCACAGCGUUCUGGAAAGAUGGCGGAUCUUAUGAAGGAGAAUGGCAAGACGACAAACCGCAUGGAAUUGGCAAGGAGCUCCUUUCCGAUGGCACUGUUCGUCAUAUAGGCGCAUUCUCUGAGGGAAUGCCACCUUUAAAAGAACAUGAGCUCAUAGCCGAAUUGAGUGAGGACGGCACUUUGAAUGGAUCCAUCACCCUCUCGAGAAGCCAGAACGGAGCCCUGUCGGUGGCCAACGAAGACUCUGACGACGAGACCUUGUUAGACGACAACUUUGAGGACAUGACACACGCUGGAGGUGUCAUUGUGUCGUCGGCAACAACACACUGUGCAUAUGAUAAACUGAAUGCGCUAAUCCGUGGCAAAUUCGUGCCGAUUGCAUACCGACGUGCCUUCGAGGUGGGAGAACGAAUGAGCGCGGCCCUAUUGGACUAUCCCAAUCUAAAGCAUCCAGCAUUGUCGUUUGAUGAUUGGGAUAAGUUCCAGGAUGAAGCAAAGCUGCUCGGCGCUUCCUUGCCGUCGUUUCUGAACUUGUGGCGUGGGCACGUUGAAAAUGACGUGGCUGCGCCGCAAUACGCCGGAUCCAAGGCCCCACUCUGUCUCCAGGAUCUUCAGCUGAUACUUUCGAGGUCGAGCUUGGGAAGGCUGGAUGGGCUUGAGGAAGCAGCCAUGUCCAUGGUACAUCUGAAGGCGCUGAAGCUGGAGCUGGCGUGCUGCAAGGAACUUUCUUGCAUUCAAGGGUUGUUAAAAAAGCGUUUCGCUUGGCUUGAAAGAUUUGUCAUUGGGCACUUGCUGGCCGUGUCAAAUUGGGAGCUCUAG
Molecule: messenger RNA, 4386 nt
Organism: Seminavis robusta
Lineage: Eukaryota; Bacillariophyta; Bacillariophyceae; Naviculales; Naviculaceae
Source: the annotation of a GenBank genome assembly